UCUCUCCCCCAGAUAAAAAGAUUAUUUAAUAUUUUUCAUUGCUAUUCGGAUUUUAAAAUUUGGACUGGACACAAAUAUACCAGACACAGUGUCCAACAAUGUACACCAAAAAAACAAAACAAAAAGAGGGCACUGCCUUACAUGAGCUACAUAAGCACAUGAGAUGGUAAAGGGUAUGGUUUUUUAGUCAUUAUGGUCUGAAACAGGUUAUAGAUUUUGACCAUUAUGGUCUUGAAUAGGGUACACUGUGCAUGUUUUGCACACUAAACUGGAAUAAAGUUUAAUUGAAACUACUUUCCACACCAUUAACUUGAUGAGAAAUAUUCAAAUGAAGGGAAGGUGCCAAGCAAGUCUGGACAAAAUGUACAGUACCGCUCAAAAGUAAGUUACCACCGUCUCACGAGAAGCAUCUCAUUUCUUGCGAGACUCAUCUCGAAAGAAACGAGACAAGUCUCGAGAGAAACGAGACGUGUCUCAUUUCUUGUGAGUGCACUGGAAGUACCAAUACUUCACAUCCGUUGGUAUUCAAAACCUGUUUUGUGUAGAAGACGUCUGUAUGGUAUUGUAUCAAUUAGCGCAGUAGACACGAUUUUCGUUCUCAUCAGCAAUGCAUGUGUACCAUGUGUGUAUUAUAAAUUCUCAAGUGUCCAAUAAUGUUUCAUAUACAUCGGCCAAACUGUUUUUAUUCCAGCCACACUUGCUUAACGUUUCAUUUUUGUAAAUACAUGCAUGAUAAAAGUUGAAGGUACCUGAGUUGUCGGCAACAGUCACUCAUGUUUACAAAUAUGUUUUACAGUUGUAUCGAUUCUCUCAUUGUAUAGAUCUUAAAACAACGUUUGUUUGCAACCCUAAACAUGAUUCAUACAGUUGAUAAUCAAAAUGUAGUGCUCAUCAAACAGCAUAUAGAGUUUUGUCACCUGAUCUACAUGCAAGUUAAAGCCACGAUCACAAUCACUAGAGACCUUAAGCAAACACUGGAGGCAGUAAGGUGGACGCUAACAGGAAGUAAAAUUUCCCGCUCUCGAUCUAAUUAGCAUAAUCACGUGGAGUGUUGCCCGCAUCUUCCAACAGUGGCGGCGACGAGAAAGGUAGGUUUGGCCGCCUCGAGAGACGGUCACUUUAUUUUCUGAUUUGUAGCACCUAAAAUACACGGAAACUCUUCUAUAAAGCCAAAAAAUGUUUUUUUGACACUUCUCUUUGUAUUCUAUUUGCAAAUAUUUGAUAUUUCAUCUGCUUUACAGCGAAAAUCUCACCUCACAUUGGAGGUGUGAGUGAAGAAGAAAGAUGGCAAGCGAAGGACAGAAAAGCAAAAGAAAUGGCUCGAUCAUGGAAUGGACAGAAGCACAUGAUUUGAUCCUAGCGAAGGAAGUCAGAGCUUCAGAACCAUGGAUCUCCAAACCAAGGACUGUAGAUCGAGGAAAAGUAUGGAAUGCCAUCACGGAUCGUCUGAAUGACGAAACCCCCGUGAAGUUUCAGGUGAAGAAGAAAAACGUACAGAAACAUUUCAAACUACUACUGGACAAAUUCAAGGCGAAACAAAAACAUCAGGCGAAACCGAGUGGAGCUGACAUCAAAGAUAGCGAGAUGGAUAUUCUGAUGGAAGAAAUAUCAGAAAAAUGGGAAGAGGCAGAGGCCAGUGAUCUUGGUUGCACUAGUAAAGAAAAGGCCGAUUCAGUCUUCGUAAGGAAAGUCAGGAUUUUUCAACGUGUGUAGAUCCCUCAACAAUAGAAAUUCAUCCUCGUCUAUGAUGUCCUCAAACCAUGCAACAGCUAGAAGGUCUCGGACUUCUCGAAAAGUUGCCAUUAUGCCCAUAAAAUCCAUGAACAAAGUCAAAUUGGACCACUGAAAACGAAAGCAAAACAGCUGUUGCUUGCCACCACUUUUACAAAAGCUUAAUAUUCUAAUUUUGUGCCAAGAGGAGGCAGUCUCAACCCAACUCCCGCAUGGCCAUCGCCCCUCCACCUAACUGCCUUAAGUGUUUACUUAAGGUCUCUACUAAGUCAACACAGCAGCACCGCCUAUGUUUUGUCAACUAUCGCUCCCGACUGAUUUGUCGGGAAACUUGACUAACUUUUUAUUCAAAGAUUGUGACCUGUGAAACAACGCUAAGUGAUUCCUUGAAUAACUUAAUAUUCAAACUUGUGAACACAUGCUUAGCACAUGACGCCUCGAUUAACUUUUUAUUCAAAGGUUGUGAACACACGAAACCACGCUUUGAUCUUAAAUCACUUCCCUUCACAUUCGAAUAACUUAUUUAUUUAAACUUGUGAACGCUCGCUUUACACAUGAAAUCUUGACUAACUUUUUAUUCACACUUGUAAACAUGCGACACCACACUUUGAUCGUAAAACCUCAAAUAACAUUUUAUGGAGUUAUUUUUUGUAAAAAAAAUACCUCUUAGUCGGCGCGUCGGGUAUGUUUUGGAC
Molecule: messenger RNA, 2426 nt
Organism: Orbicella faveolata
Lineage: Eukaryota; Metazoa; Cnidaria; Anthozoa; Scleractinia; Merulinidae
Source: RefSeq, a predicted model, not a curated record